Messenger RNA from Prorocentrum cordatum, 1166 nucleotides. Lineage: Eukaryota; Dinophyceae; Prorocentrales; Prorocentraceae. The record is from the annotation of a GenBank genome assembly.
UGGCUUUGGGAACACGAAGCUGACGUUACUCGGGGGCAUCAUUUUGGCUCAAGCUAUUUUUGGUUACAACUGCAUACACAGACACUCGAUUGUCCCCAGCGGCAGGCCCUGCGGCGACGAUGACCCACAUGCCUUCCAUCAUGCGCGGACGCCACCGCGCAUUCCUUAUCCAUAACGUGCUGAGUUGUUAUGUGUGCGGCCAAGUAUUGUGGGAAGAUCGCGCCCAGCAAGGUGACAACGUCAGUGCGCAGGACAUGCAACUUUUCCAGUUUCUCCUUCUCUCGCGCCAGGAGGCCACCGAUAGUUGCAGCGCGUUCCGAUUCGCCAAGGCUGCCCCGUCUGCGUGCUAUCCAAGGGAUGGCGGAGCUUCUGACAGCCUCGCUAACACCGUCGCCGUGAGCGUCCGUGGCUUCGAUAACGACCAGGUCCAGCGCGCAGUGUCCUACUUGGGAGAUAACGCUUCGUUUGCGCACCUUGCGGCGGAUCUGGCUUUCGAUACGAACGCCGCGUACAGGCCGACGCACGCGGACGACGCGGACGCAGCAGACCAGGCCCGGUUCUGGAAUGAGUUUGAGGAUGUGGUGACGGCCCAACUUCUGAGGAGGAACGGGGCUCUCACUCAGGAUAUCAUGUCCGUGCAUCCGCUCUUCGCCGGGGACACAAUGGAGCAGUCCGCCCAGCGCGUCCGUGCGGACUUCCCCACGCAGUUUCCUACGGAGCAGAUUAUGAGCUACUUGGGCAGCAUGGCGCUCACAAUGGACCCGGAAAUCUUCGGCCAGGCCAGUUGCGCGAGCACGGUCGAGUUUGUGAACGGCCCAGUGGCUUUAGGGAGGAUGAUCGGCUGGGCGAUCGCAGAGGUGUCGCCCGCCGCCUUCGCUUGCAAGUGGUACGUCGGCCGCGCGCGGCCCGAGGAGGUUGCGUACAACCUCAGCCAGGGGGGUUUGAGCCAGGCCCCGGCCAACGUCAGGGCGAUGGUGGACGGCAUGGGCUUGACCGCGCGCGAGUCUUUCACCGCCUAUUCAGAAGGGUGCCCCGUGCACCCAGCUUGGCCGGCUAUGCAUUCGGCGGCCUCCUCUCUGUCGACUUGGCUUGACGUCGUGGCCCUCCUGACCCCAGCGCAGCGCAAUGAGGUGCGACUCCUGGAUUACUCUGUUGCUUACUUCCGC